Messenger RNA from Ipomoea nil (Japanese morning glory), 1865 nucleotides. RefSeq names its product protein NRT1/ PTR FAMILY 5.10-like. The transcript has 4 exons. The record is from RefSeq and is a predicted model, not a curated record. Gene Ontology annotation, cellular component: membrane. Gene Ontology annotation, molecular function: tripeptide transmembrane transporter activity; dipeptide transmembrane transporter activity. Gene Ontology annotation, biological process: dipeptide transport; transmembrane transport. Lineage: Eukaryota; Viridiplantae; Streptophyta; Magnoliopsida; Solanales; Convolvulaceae. Bases 83 to 1810 code for a protein of 575 amino acids.
GUUGUUUAUUUAUGAAGACCAAUCCCCCGUUAUCGUGGAUUUGUGCCGCAGGGGCGUGGUGGCGGUCUCGUCUCUAUGGGCUAUGGCCAUCACCGGAGCAACAAUGGACCUUCCAGACGCCGAAACCCAAUUUCUGCAACACGAUUCCGUUGAUGGUUCCGUCGAUUACAAGGGCCGACCUGCCAUCCGAUCCAGAUCGGGUCGCUGGAGAUCAGCUUAUUUCAUCAUAGGCGUGGAGAUGGCGGAGAGAUUUGCGUACUAUGGGAUAGGUUUGAACCUGAUAAGCUACCUGACUGGGCCGCUCGGCCAGUCCACGGCGACGGCGGCGGAGAAUGUGAAUGCUUGGACGGGAACGGCGUCGCUUUUGCCGCUAUUGGGAGCAUUUGUGGCCGACUCUUUUCUGGGUAGAUACCGGACCAUAAUAUCUGCCUCUGUGCUAUAUAUCCUGGGCUUGGGCUUCCUAACCCUAUCAGCCGUACUUCAUUCCAAGUCGUCAAACUGCCAAGAUGCUACAAAUAAUGACACAUGUUCUCCUCCACAGUUUGAAAUUAUCUUCUUUUUCUUUUCUCUGUAUCUCGUGGGACUAGCUCAAGGUGGGCACAAACCUUGUGUGCAAGCUUUUGGAGCCGACCAAUUUGAUACACAAGACCCACAAGAGAAUAAAGCCAAAAGCUCGUUCUUCAACUGGUGGUAUUUUGGGAUGAACUUUGGAAUUUUUGUGGCACUCUUGGUUUUGACCUAUGUACAGGACUACCUUAGUUGGGGUCUUGGGUUUGGAAUACCUUGUGUUAUUAUGGGUAUUGCACUUAUUGUUUUCUUAUUUGGGACAAUCACCUACCGGUUUCAAAAAGACAAUGAUAAUAGAAAUCCAUUUGUGAGAAUUGGACGUGUGUUUAUUUAUGCUGCUAAGAAUCACAAAACUAGCACAGCAGAAAUAUCAAUGGAGCUAGAGGUUCAAGGCAUUCUACCAAAUAAAGGAUCUCAACAAUUCAUGUUCCUUAACAAAGCACUGCUUGCUCCCGAUGGUUCAAAGGAAGAUAGGAAAACUUGUACAAUUGAUGAGGUUAAUGAGGCAAAGGCAAUUCUCAGACUGGUUCCAAUAUGGGUGACAUGUUUGGGAUAUGCUCUAGUGUUUGCACAGACAUCUACUUUGUUCACCAAGCAAGGAGCUACAAUGGAUAGAUCUAUUGGUUCAAUUCUUGAAGUACCAGCUGCCUCAUUACAAUGUAUCAUCUGCUUUUCAAUUCUUGUCGUUAUGCCUAUAUACGACCGUAUUUUGGUUCCUAUUACUCGAGCAAUAACCCGGAGACCCUCAGGGAUAACAAUGCUUCAAAGAAUUGGAACGGGAUUAGUUUUUUCUAUACUGGCCAUGGUGAUUGCAGCUGUAGUUGAGAAGAAACGUCUUCAAACUGCUUUAGACUACGGGCUGGUUGACUCGCCAGAGGUAACACUUCCCAUUCACGUAUUCUGGUUAAUACCACAGUAUAUAUUGGUUGGCAUUUCUGAAGCAUUCAGCAUGGUCGGUCUGCAAGAGUUCUUCUAUGAUCAAAUGCCUAGCGAGUUGAAAAGCGUAGGCCUUUCUUUGUACCUCAGUAUCUUUGGCAUUGGGAGCUUCUUAAGCAGCUUUCUGAUUUCUAUUAUUGACCAUGCCACUGGUGGAGAUGGGCAAGACAGUUGGUUCUCAGAUAACUUGAACCGGGGGCAUCUCGACUACUUCUAUUGGCUUGUUGCAGGACUUAGUAUGGUAGCAUUCGUUGCAUACUUGUACUUCUCAAGAUUGUACAUCUACAAUAAGGCAAAUGUUGCUUGAAAUGCAUUGGAUUGAUCAUUUAUGUUGAUUAGGAAUAAAUAUGUAUAUUACAGUA